CACCGGAAUGGCCAGGGGAGAUAAUUCGGUCAAGCCGACGGAGGCAGCCGGUUUUGGUGACAGCGAGAAGUGCCUGCUGGAUUUGCUAAAGGUCCACUUUCGGAGCUACUGCGAGAAGUCCACCAUUCACUGCGUUCGCUAUCUGUACGAUUCACACCUGCAUAACUUGGAGAGAAUCAUCUGGUCCGUGCUGCUCAUCAUCAGCAUCGGGCUGUCCUUCUUUUUCUACCUCCUCCUCUCCGAGCGAUUCGUUUCCCAGAAGCUGCAGACGGUGGUCCAUGAUCCCCAGUACCCUGUGUUUCUGGUGCAAUUUCCGGCCGUGGGAAUCUGCACGGACAACCGCAUCAACUGGAACAAGCUAGAGGCGGCCAAGGAGCUGUUCCUGCCGACGAAUGCCAGCGUGGAACUGGUCGAAAGUUUCACUGUUCUCGUUACCCGGAUGGAAACUCUGCGCUUUGGCAGCUACCUUUCGAGUUUGGCCCAGCUGGAGGACGAUAACCUGGAGGCAGUGGGCUUUGUGAACCUAACUGAGCUGGCCAUGUUUAUGACUCUUCAAUGCGAGGAUAUCAUGGUACCGAAAUCCUGCCUGUGGCGCAGUUCCUCCUUCAAUUGCUGCGAAUACUUCGUGUUGGAGAAGACGGAGUUUGGAUUUUGUUUGGUUUUCAACUCGGAGGUUUCGCCACGCUCCAAGGCAAUUAAACAGAAGGAGGGUCAUAACUUCUAUCCGAAGCACAAUGCCAAAGCUGGCCAGAGCUCGGGCUUGAAUUUUGAUCUUAUCUUGAACGAGAGCUUCAGGCGACCCGAUUCGCAGGCGAAUAAUAAUGUCUACGUAAUGAUUAAGAAGCCCAACCAACUGAACAAUGUCGUGUACUCAAUGACCCAAGACACGGAGACCUACGUGACUAUCCGUCCGGAUCUCACUUGGACGGACAACACCACUCGCAGUAUUCCGCCGGAGCGCAGGAACUGCCUCUUCGCGGACGAGCAGGGCGAGCUGGACUCCAAUGAUUCGGCCAAGAAGUAUGGAAAGCACUUUCAGCUCUCCAACUGCCUCAACCGCUGCCACGAGUCCUACCUAAUCCAGCUCUGCAACUGCUCCCUGCCCAUUUUCUUCCUGUACAACCAUAGGGUUCCUGAUUGCAACGCAGUCAGCCUGCGCUGCCUGGCGCGUCACAAUGACAUUUUCAGCUACGACAAGCGAAGGGACGAGGAUGCCCUUUUCAGUGCCACCAAGCUGGGAAUGACCUGCUCCUGCUUGGUGGACUGCUACCUGCUCGACUAUUAUACGGCCACCACCACGCUGCCUUUGUCAGCCCAUAAACUACCCAAGGAUCCGCAGCAGAAACUCUUCAGGGUGGAUGUGCACUACCAAGUGGAGACCACACCUUUGUACCGCACAAGCCUGGAGUUUACCAUCAUCGAUCUAAUUGCCAAUCUGGGUGGAAUCUUUGGACUUUGCUUGGGGGCUUCUAUGGUCAGUGCCUUCGAGUUGAUCUACUAUCUUACUGUGGGACUUGCUAUGCAUCUAUAUGACCACCAGUACUAUGGGGUCCUGUUUAAGCACCUCAAGGUUAAGUGGGCCAAUUUCAAGGGCUACCUCAGGAACGAAGUUAGCCACCUGGCUGAGAAUCCUGCUGCUCACAAGGAUACCAAUGAACGUAAAUUGAGGCAUCCCUUUAACUACAGAAAAAAUGUGUGGUAAUGAUAUGCUGUAUUUAUUAAAUAUUUAAUU
Molecule: messenger RNA, 1732 nt
Organism: Drosophila simulans
Lineage: Eukaryota; Metazoa; Arthropoda; Insecta; Diptera; Drosophilidae
Product: pickpocket protein 19
Exons: 7
Coding region: 8-1702 (564 amino acids)
Biological process (GO): sodium ion transmembrane transport
Cellular component (GO): membrane
Molecular function (GO): ligand-gated sodium channel activity
Source: RefSeq, a predicted model, not a curated record